Messenger RNA from Vollenhovia emeryi, 1589 nucleotides. RefSeq lists its product as uncharacterized. Lineage: Eukaryota; Metazoa; Arthropoda; Insecta; Hymenoptera; Formicidae. The transcript has 5 exons. Bases 525 to 926 code for a protein of 133 amino acids. Gene Ontology annotation, biological process: sensory perception of taste. The record is from RefSeq and is a predicted model, not a curated record. Gene Ontology annotation, cellular component: neuronal cell body; membrane; dendrite.
GAAAUGUCAGAAUUUACAUAUUUUCGACCGCUGGCGAUGUACUCGCUAAUCGCGUGCAGUUUGUAUUGCGUCGCAGCUUAUUACACAAUCGGCUCUGCUACUUCUUGCGCGACUGUUACUGUGGGAUGCGUCCUACAACAAAUUAAUCGAUACACUCGAAUUCUUUAUAUGAUCUUGUCAACGUUGUUUUCGUGCUUGCGUCAUACAGAAUUUGAACGCACUGUAACCAUAGCUCGUAAAUACGAUAAUUUAAUGCAAUCUCGCCGUUGGUGUACGGAUAACAAUCAAAAGAAUCAUAUGCAGCGGCUGGUUAUAUUAUUGAUCCUCUGUGCUUGGGCCCUAUAUGCUGCAGUAGCAAUGCUUGUUAUUAAAACGAGAAACGUUAUAAGCGAACUCACCUACUAUGCAUUUGCAAUGCAAUUUAUUACGCGAGUGACGUUUUCCAUGGAGAUCACGAAAUUUUGUUUCUUGUAUGAUGCAUUGCGUCGCAGAUUUCGCCGUCUCAACAUAUUGUGUCGUGGAUUAUGUGUCCGCAAUUGCUCUGUUGGAUUGCGUGUAUGUUAAUAGACAUUAUAAAUUGUAUCUUCGCCAAUCUUCACGCAAAUACUCAACAUGACAAUGUGUUGCUGGUUUGCCUUCGAUUUAUGAUAAUUUUGUAUUUAUCAUUUCAAGUUAUCGCCAUAAGCCGUAUCUGUCAUUUAACAUGCAAUCAGGCAAAUACAUUGGCAAGUACAAUAUUCUCAGCAGAGGCUCCCAUAUUUAAUCACAACGAAUUCUUAACUGAAGCUAUCGAAUUGGGAAUAUUUCUACGGGCACAUCCGUUACAUACCAAAGUUUAUGGCUUAUUUAAUUUGAAUAGCCAAUUUACAUUUUCGGUUUUCGGCAUUAUAGUGAUGUACGUGGUUCUAGUUUCGUCUAUUCAUUGAAGAUAAUAUUGUAAUAGGCAAACAUGUCGGAAAAAUUUGAAGAUACAAACAAUAUUGUUGCCUAUUCAAUUUUAAUUACAACUCGAUUUUAUUAAAAUUGUAAAAACGCCCGGAAAAUUUUCUUAUUUUCACCCCAUAUAAUCCUGAUAACUAUAUGUCAAGGAAAUAAUAGUUAAUUACUAUAUUUAAAGUGCACUUCUAUUAUAGUUAUCAUACUUCAAUUUACGUGGUAUUUACCACCUGCAUCCAUAUGUAUAAAGUUAUUUUUUAUUAUAACUGUGACUUGAAACUAUAAUUCAAUACUACACUAAUAUAUUCUAACAAUUUUGCCCUAAUGCUACUUUGAAGCUAACAAUGCUCUUAGUAUUUUAAAGAUUAAAAUAAGUUCUUUUUAAGUAAGAGAUCAAAUAGAUUCAAAUAAAUAACACGUACGAGGUUUACUUCAAAUUUUACUUUGAUUAAACCUUAAUCCCCUGUACGUUUUGUAUAUAAAAUUAAUUAAUAAAAUAAUAAUGUAUAAUGAGCAAAAAGACACGUUGAAUGUAAAAUUUUAUUUAAUUUAUUUUGCGACCAAUAAUUUUUCCAACUGAGUUGCAGUCAUUCCAAAGUAAUUGUGGAUUCGUAUGUCCUCCAAUAUUAAUUUUGGAAUAGGCGCAAAGGAAA